AUGGCCAACGUGUCCCUGGGUCCUUGGGCGAGUCAUUUUCUGCUUCAACCUGGACACACCACGAUGUUUCGUCCAUUCAGACGGAAAGCCUCGUCACUCUCCAAACGACACCCUACCAGAAACGAAUCUCUCACGUACCUCAGGGCCGCCUCUUUCAUCUUCUUCCUCGCCAUCUCGAUUCUGCUUCUAUGUCCCGUCUCAGCCGGUGCAUCCACUACACCAGGUAGUGAUGACUCGGCGCCUAUGGGACAUGUCAUUGGUAUCGACCUUGGAACGACCUAUUCUUGUGUUGGAGUGUAUAAAGGCGGGCGGGUAGAGAUUAUUGCCAAUGACCAGGGGAACAGGAUCACACCUUCUUGGGUGAGCUUCUCCGGGGAUGAAAGAUUAAUCGGCGAAUCAGCCAAAAAUGCAUUCCACUCCAACCCCAGGAACACAGUGUUUGAUGUGAAGAGACUGAUGGGUCGGAAAUUCUCUGAACCCGAAGUUCAAAAGGAGAUGGGGCAUUGGCCGUUUAGUUUGAAGGAUGUGAACGGGAAACCAGUCGUGUCAGCUGGUUUUAAAGGGGAGAAGAGGGACUUUACCCCGGAAGAGAUUAGUGCCAUGGUGUUGACGAGGAUGAAGGAGACCGCCGAAGCCUACCUUGGAGAGAAGGUCACGCACGCGAUCGUCACCGUUCCAGCGUACUUCAAGGACGCACAGCGCCAGGCCACCAAAGAUGCCGGUACCAUCGCAGGCCUGAAGGUCAUCCGCGUCCUCAACGAACCGACAGCCGCAGCGAUCGCCUACGGCCUCGACCAAAAGCUCGAUGACGAAAGCAAGAUCCUGGUGUACGACCUCGGCGGUGGAACCUUUGACGUUUCCAUCCUCUCCAUCGACGAUAAAGUCUUCGAGGUCCUCUCCACCUCUGGUGACACCCACCUUGGCGGAGAAGAUUUCGACAACAGAGUCAUCGACUACCUCACCCGGAAUUACGAGAAGAAGCAUGGGAUGCAGAAAGGCGAGGUGGGGAGGAAUAAGAGGGCUAUGGGCAAAUUGAAGAAGGCGGUGGAGAAUGCGAAGAGGGUGCUUUCGAGUGAGUUGAGCGCGAGGAUUGAGAUCGAGUCGUUUGAGAAUGGGCAGGAUUUGGUGGAGGUGUUGACGAGGGCCAAGUUCGAGGAGUUGAACGCGGAUUUGUUUAAGAGGACUUUGGAACCUGUUAAGCAGGCAUUGAAGGAUGCUGGGUUGAAUAAAGGGGAUAUUGACGAGAUCGUCCUCGUAGGCGGCUCGACGCGGAUACCCAAAAUUCGACAGAUGUUAAAGGAGUACUUUGGGAAGGAACCUUCGACUGGGAUCAACCCUGACGAAGCUGUCGCCUACGGGGCGGCCAUUCAAGGCGCCGUAGUUGGCGGGAUGAAGGAUGACGACCCCAACGCGGUCACCAUCGUGGACGUCAGCGCGCUGACUCUUGGGAUCGAGACCACGGGUGGCGUCUUCUCGCCCAUAAUCAAGCGUAACACUGUCAUCCCAACCAAAAAGAGCCAAAUAUUCUCGACGGCGACGGACAACCAAGAUACAGUAAUGAUUCAGGUUUACGAGGGAGAACGAAGCCAGACGAAGCAUAACCACCUCCUCGGGCAGUUUGAGUUGAAGGGAAUUCCACCCGCGCCCAAAGGUGUUCCACAGAUUGAAGUCACAUUCGAGCUGGACGUCAAUGGGAUCAUGACGAUUCGGGCGUCUGACAAGGGAACGGGAAAGUCGGCGUCGAUUACAAUCAAGAACGAGAAGGAUAGGCUGAGCCAUGAAGAGAUCGAGAGAAUGAUUGCGGAGGGAGAGAAGUUUGCCGAAGAGGAUGCGCUGUACCGGAAACGAAGUGAAGCGGCCAGUAACCUCUCGAGUUUCAUUUCCAGCAUCAAGUCGCAGAUGGCGGACAAGGAAGGACUCGGUGGAAAGGUGUCCGAGGAGGAUAAAAAGGCGCUUAGGGCAACAAUAACCGGAGUGGAAGAGUGGGUCGACGAGCUUGGAAGGGAAGCCGGUUUGGAGGAGUUGGAGGAGAGGUUAUCAGGCAAGUUGCAGCUUGUGGUAAUGGCGUGCAUAAUAAUGACCGAAAGCCUUCAGAAAUUCAAGAACAACGUACUAUACCGUUCAAUACACUACUGGGACUCGGGGAUUCUGGGUCACAGGUUAUCUUCGGUUGGCCUUCCAUAA
Coprinopsis cinerea okayama7#130 is the source of this 2184-nucleotide messenger RNA. Its product is annotated as heat shock protein. Lineage: Eukaryota; Fungi; Basidiomycota; Agaricomycetes; Agaricales; Psathyrellaceae. Gene Ontology annotation, molecular function: ATP-dependent protein folding chaperone; misfolded protein binding; ATP binding. Bases 1 to 2184 code for a protein of 727 amino acids. The transcript is spliced from 10 exons. Gene Ontology annotation, cellular component: membrane; endoplasmic reticulum chaperone complex; cytoplasm. Gene Ontology annotation, biological process: cellular response to unfolded protein; protein refolding; endoplasmic reticulum unfolded protein response. The record is from RefSeq and is a predicted model, not a curated record.